AUCAAGAUAUAUCACAUACAAAGAAUAAUGAGAAAUGGCUCUAUAAAGAAAAAAAGAAGAAAAAACAUCUAAAUUUGGAAAUUAGGAAAAAGCAGGGGCUGGAAAGAUGGGGUUUGCCAGCAAAGCACUUAUCUCUCAAGCAGGGGGCCUGAGAUCCUCAGGGGGGCCUGAGUUCCAUCCCUAAUACCUGUGUACAAAUAUCAGGCAUGGUGGCACACGCUUAAUCUCAGCACUGGGAAAACAGAGACAGGAGAUCCCUAGAACUCACUGGUCAGCCAGUUUGACUUACUUGGUGAACAGACCAAUGAGAGAGCCUGUAUCAAAGGAAGUAGAUGGCAUUCCUGAGAGAGAUACCUGUUGUCCGAUGACAUGCAUGCACAUGUGUGUGCGUGCGUAUACACGUACAGAAGGAAAAGCAAAACUAUAUGCAGACAAUAUUGUUAUAUUAAUAUAUAAAUAAAUCCCAUAAAACAUAUCUACUCAAUUAUGGGAGUCAAUACAUUCAGCAAGCUCGCAGGAUAUAAAAACCAGCACAUCAAAAUUAGUUGUGCUUCUGAAUGCCAGGAAUAAACAAUUUAAAAAUGAAGAAGACCCUAUUUAUGAUAGCAUCUAAAAUAUUUUUUCAAAAACAUAGGAGUAAAUGUAAUCAAGGAGGUAAAUGAUUUGUACAUAGUAAACUAUAAAAUACUGCUCAAAUGUGUACAUAAAUAAAAUACUGUGUGCUGGAUAAUUAGAAAGAUUAGAAAAAUAGUAAGAUGGCAGUGGUCUCCAAAGCUAACUACUGCCCUCAUCAAAGUUUCUGUAGCCUGUUUCUCUUUAAAACAGACAUGUCAAUCCUUAAUUUUAUAUAUGGAAUCUCAGAGUCUCGAAUAUUUGAAACAGCACUGAGAAAAGAAAAAAUUCUUUGUUUCAAAAUUUACUCCAAAGUAGUGUAAUCAAGGCUAUUUAGUGCCAGGAUAAAGAUAGACCAGUGGAAAACAAUAGAAAAAUCAAGAAAUAAUCCUAAACUUUUAUCACCAAUUGCUUUUCAACAAACAUGCCCAAACCAUUCAGUGGAAGAAAAUGUCAUGUAACUACAUGCAAAACAAUGAAAUUUGAAUGGCUACCUCAUAUUUAUACAAAAUGAACACAUCAGAUCCUAAAUGUAAAGGCUAAGUCAAUCUACAGAGCUAUUAGAAGAAUACAUAGGGAAAGUCUUUAGAACCCUGGUUUGGCAAUGAGUUCUUAGGUUUGAUAGAAAAAGCACAAAGCAGCAAGUUAAAAACUAAUAAUUUUUGAUAGCGGCUUAAUAUCCCGUGUAUAUAAAGAAUUCAUAUAACUUGAUAGAAAAAAAAUCUCCUCCAGAAAAACAAAACUAAAAAGCAUUGUCCAGUUAAGAUCUGAGUUAAGACCUUGAAACUUCCUCCAAAGAUGCACCCUAGAUACACCAAUGACCAAUAAGCAUGCCGAAAGUCAUUUGGCCUCCCUAGCCACUAAAGAAAUGCAAGCCAGGAGUUCCAGUGUGGCCAUGGAGGAGUCUCCGUUCAGGGAACCGGUGUUGGACGCCAAAUCUGAGGUCACCUGCCAGCUUGUAGAUUUUCAGUGGAAACUGGGCAUGGCUGUGAGCUCUGACCGCUGCAGAUCCCUCAAGUACCCGUAUGUGGCAGUGAAGCUCAAAGUGGCAGAUCCUUCUGGCCAAGUAAACACCAAGUCCAUCGAAAUGACAAUCCCACAGUUUCAGAAUUUCUACAGACAAUUUAAAGAAAUUGCCGCUGUCAUUGAAACUGUGUGAGGACUGAUACCGAAGUAAUGGACUCUACCUUCCAGAAAAGAACUGCAUAUGGAUGAAAGAUAUUUAUGCAAUGAAAAGUGCACUUCUGGGGCUCAAUAGGUGGCUCAGAGGUUAAGAGCAGUGGUUGCUCUCCCAGAGGACUCAAGUUCAAUUCCUGGUAACCACAUGAUAACUCACAACUGCCUGUAACAUCAGGACCAGGGAAUCCUACACACUCCCACAGACGUCUAUGCAGGCAAAGACAAAUGGGUAGAAAACUAAAAAUUAAAACAAUUUCACUUCCCAAUUUUUUUUUACCAGUUAAAAAAAAAAUUGAUAAACUCAAAUUUUUCAGUGGUCACCUUUUCAAUGAGCUAAAAGUGUCUGUGUCGAAUACUAAUAUGUGUAUGUGUAAUUAUAUCUCAACAAUGAGUAAAUGAUACUCUUAAAUGCAGCACUCUUAAAUGUAUAUCAGAAAUUUUUUAAAUCUUAUUGAUACAGAUAUAACUUUAUGAAUAAAAUCUUGUAUAUGAAAUUAAAAAAAAAAAAGAAAUGCAAGCCAUUGUGAAGCUGGCCGUGAUGGUGCACAUCUGUCAGGGAUGUGGGAUUGCGGGGUGCAUGAGUUCCAGGCUGGCCUCCACUUCAAGUGAGAGCUUGUCUCAAAAAACAAAAGCCAAAAUGAGUUGUACAGAUAUCAGAGGAUGGAUUUCCACAGAAGAAAUGUGUCCUUUGGCUCACAGUUGUACUGGCUCCUUGGUGGCUUGGCCUAUUGCACAUCAUGGUAAGAACCAGUGGUGGACAAAAGUGUGAGCUUCAUAUUUGCUGGAUGCCAAGGCAGCCAGCAAGGAGCUAGGGUCCCAGUAUUCCCCUUACGGAUGUGCCUGAGUGAAUAGACUCCUCCCUCUAGGUCCUCACCUCUUAAAUGUUCCACUACUUGUCAAUCGUGUCACAGGCUAGGGACUUGGCCUUUGACGCAUAGGCCUUUGGGGGCCACUUAUCCAAAUCAUAAUAUUGAAAUGCCAUUUCACCUCCACUAAGAUGUUUUUAAUUUUGAACAAAGGCCUGAAUGUAUAUUUCUGAGACAUGAAAACACAUGCACUUAGAAACUUGUAUAGGACUGUCCAUAGCAACACUGUCGCUGAGAGCCAAAAGGUGGAGACAUUAUGAUGGAUAAACAAAUUGGGUUACAUGAUACGAAAUACUAUUCACCCAUAAAAAAGAACUGUAUCAAGACGUGGGUGGGGGUUGAGGAGUGACUUGUCACUGUUGUGGGAUGUGCUUAUGGAGUGAUGCAAAAGUGUGUGGAAAUUGAAAGCCGUGACUGUAAAACACCAAAGACAUUGUCACUGAGACUCCCCACGAUUAACUGGUUACUUGUAUACAAUCUGAGUUUUACCUUAAUAAAAGCAAAUGUCAAAUAAAAAUA
Alexandromys fortis (reed vole) is the source of this 3176-nucleotide messenger RNA. RefSeq names its product COMM domain-containing protein 6-like. Gene Ontology annotation, molecular function: NF-kappaB binding. The record is from RefSeq and is a predicted model, not a curated record. The transcript has a single exon. NCBI's taxonomy places the organism in Eukaryota, Metazoa, Chordata, Mammalia, Rodentia, Cricetidae. The coding region runs from base 1430 to 1771 and encodes 113 amino acids.